Messenger RNA from Geodia barretti, 808 nucleotides. Lineage: Eukaryota; Metazoa; Porifera; Demospongiae; Tetractinellida; Geodiidae. The record is from the annotation of a GenBank genome assembly.
UAUGCAGACCAGGUGGAAAGGUCGCCUUCUUCAUCUCUGCGACACCGGCUAAACCUCACCACACCACAGCGCAAUACCGACAGUGAAGCCAGUUUAUGGCGUCGUCGGAUACUUUAGCCAAAGACGAGAGUCUUCCUACCAUUCUGUGGAACCGGAGGCCAGUAGCAAAGAGAGCCCACUCUAGUGAUAUCAGCAGUGAUGAAGGGGCAGGAGGUGACGAGGACUAUUUCGCAGCGUCUCGACUGUACGAGUACCGCUGGCCACCGGAGCAGGAGAGAGCUGAGCUCUACUUCCUCCAGGAACAGGUGGCAGAGUUCCUACGAAUACGAGGAAUACAGCGGAAGUACCCAGAUCUUGUGAGAAGGAAUGUUGAUGUACCGGAAAAGAAGUAUCUGAUGCACAAAGGAGUGGUGACUGAGACACAGAGCAACAUGGGUCUGGUGGCUGUGAGGAGUGAGGAUGUACUGGAGGUCAUGAGUGAAGACUUUCCUGACAAGUACCAAGAGUACAUGGCUGUAGUCCAGGAGAGAGAGUUCCAGAACACUCUCCAACGCCGUAUACUGGAGACACGAAAAAUUGCCCUCAUGAGGGAACAACAGGUGCAUUGUACUUUACGUUUCGUGCUGUUUUUAUGUUUUUGUUGGGCAGUAAGUGUGUCAUCGUAUUCUCCUAAACGGGACUAUGUGAAUGAUGUGGACACUUUGUAACUGAAAGCUUCCAACAUCCAUAAAAUACGCUCGAAAUUUCUUAGGUAUGUAAGUGCACAUUUAUCAUACUGGGGAACUAGGUACAUAAAUAAUAGUUAGAU